AUGGAGCUGUUGGAGAGAUGCCAGAGGAGUCCAUAUGGAGAUGAUACCCGCCCCCUCCGCGCUCCGCCCCCGGUGACGUCACGCUAUCGACCAUCGCCCCCCGCCCCCGUGACGUCACGGCCUCCGCCGCCGCAGCUCGCGCCGCCCGAGGAGCCGCCGGUCCCGUCCCGGCCCGUCCCGGCCGCCAUGCCCUCGGACCGGCCCUUCAAGCAGCGCCGCACCUUCGCGGAUCGUUGUAAAGAGGUACAGCAGAUCCGGGAGCAGCAUCCAAACAAAAUCCCGGUCAUCAUUGAGCGCUAUAAAGGGGAGAAACAGCUGCCAGUGCUGGACAAGACCAAGUUCCUCGUCCCAGACCACGUCAACAUGAGUGAACUGGUCAAAAUAAUCCGGCGUCGCUUGCAGCUGAAUCCUACCCAGGCGUUCUUCUUGCUGGUGAACCAGCACAGCAUGGUGAGCGUCUCUACCCCCAUCUCGGAGAUCUACGAGCAGGAGAAGGAUGAGGAUGGUUUCCUCUAUAUGGUCUACGCUUCCCAGGAGACCUUUGGCUACUGAGGCCUGCUGAGAGGUGGCAUGCGGAGACGGAUGAACUGUGGCGCACGGGCCUCCGGCUGUGGAAGACAACGCAACCCAAGGCUCAGGAGAGGGGGACUGCGCUGACUUCCUCUCCCUUCCCCCUUCCCUCCCCUUCCCAUCACCCCAUCACUGAAGAGGCUCGUGGCGUGCAUUGGUUCCCAUCCAUCCUUGAACCCAUGUUCAAGGCCAGGUUGGAUGAGGCUUUGAGCAACCUGACCCAGUGGGAGGUGUCCCUGCCCGUUGCAGGGGGCUGGAACUGGAUGAAUCUAAAGGUCCCCUCUGACGCAAACCAUCUUGUGAUUCUAUGAUGCCUUCACCUCUGUGUAGAUCAGCCCCGCUCUCUCCACACCCACGUGUGUGCACACGUACAGACAACCCCCUGCGCCCAUGCGGGGCCUCGCCGUCCCGUCCCCCGGUGUCACCUCCAGCUGCUCCCGCUGUGCCGCGUGUGCGUGUUCCCAGCGUGCUGCCGAAAGCCCGGCCGGGGGCGGAGGGAGGACAGGACACUGUCGCCUUCACCGUCAGCGCAGGGAGAGCCGCCUCUCCUCCGAGACACUCGUAAGGGCAGGAAAUCCACAAAAGCAGCAAACAAAUGUUACCGUUGCUCCCGAGUUUUAAUUGAUUUUAAUUACACCCAUAUCAGAUUCUUGGUGCUACUGAGUAGAUGUAGGCGUCUCUAUAGGUCUGUGGACAAUGUAUAUCCUUUACAUUUAUUUUAUUGGUUGGUUUGUUUGGGUUGUUUUUUUAGGGAUAGUUUGGAAUGGGGAGAGGGGGUAAUCUUUCCUGUAUUCUGUAGGUAAAUAAAUCAGGCUUUGUUGCACUUUAAAGCAUAGUAGAUGUCAGAGUGGAAUUUACUUUUAAUUUAUAUGGUUUGCUAUAUGAAGUGCUGCUCCUCUGUCGACGGUUGUACCUAGAUUGUCUGUUUCUGGUUUGGUUUUUUUUUAAAUACAAUUGAUUUCCCUUCUCUCUGUCUCCCCAUUGCAUGCAGUUUUUCCGUCUCGGUGUGGCAGAGUUCGCUCCAGGAAUGUACUGAUUUAUAUUUGCUAUGUUCCUGUUCCUGUUUCUCAUGUAUUAUACCAAAAAAACAAAAAAUGUAUAUGAUAAACUCCCGCCCAGUUUAAUCUAUACAAAGGUAUAUAUAUAAAUAUAUAUAUAUAAAAUAAACGUAAAUUCAA
This is a messenger RNA of Cuculus canorus (common cuckoo), 1748 nucleotides long. It is a transcript of the gene MAP1LC3A, whose product is annotated as microtubule associated protein 1 light chain 3 alpha. Gene Ontology annotation, cellular component: cytosol; autophagosome; autophagosome membrane. The record is from RefSeq and is a predicted model, not a curated record. NCBI's taxonomy places the organism in Eukaryota, Metazoa, Chordata, Aves, Cuculiformes, Cuculidae. Gene Ontology annotation, molecular function: ubiquitin protein ligase binding. Bases 1 to 552 code for a protein of 183 amino acids. Gene Ontology annotation, biological process: autophagosome assembly; autophagy of mitochondrion; cellular response to nitrogen starvation. The transcript is spliced from 5 exons.